Molecule: messenger RNA, 3883 nt
Organism: Pyricularia oryzae 70-15
Lineage: Eukaryota; Fungi; Ascomycota; Sordariomycetes; Magnaporthales; Pyriculariaceae
Product: developmental regulator VosA
Exons: 6
Coding region: 1941-3446 (501 amino acids)
Source: RefSeq, a predicted model, not a curated record
AAACCAGACAAGACAAAAAAAAAACACGAGAACAUCCACGUAGCCCGCGCAUUCACUGGCACUUUUCCACUCAAGAUAUCACUCCAUACCACCACAUCCCACAAAAAUAACAAGUCCCACGCCCAGAGCAAAAGGCCUCACACUCCAUAUCAUUAGCACUAGGCCUUGUUUAAUAAGCCACAGCCCCAAUCCGGGGCCUUGCGACAACCACACACCCCCCCUAGCCGGCAAGACCUCAUCGUCCGCCCACACCUGGCCGGCUCCCGACUGGGUUGUGGUGCUGGUUGUUAAUCAUAGCAAAGGCGGCUCCAGUCUUAAUACGACGGCUCUCCAUAUGCUAUUAGAACACUGGCGAUAUAACCUAUCUACCCUGUCCUGCAUUCUGCUCCCCGCCCAACCAGACCAAACUUUCAAGCCCAUAUCCAUUGACCAUUCCCAUCUCAUCUCCAAUUCUGUGACCGGUUCCCGCAAUCCCUUCUUGAACCGCGUUUCUUUUAUUCUGCUUAUCAUACGGACGGCAUUGUUCUGAUCGCCGGGGAAUCGACACUGCUCUUCUUCUCAUUCUCUCUUGCGACCACAAUCGACCACUUCUUUGAAACCUGGUAAACAGAUUCGGCAAAAAAACGCGUCUCGACUACAGCCGCGGAAUAGAGUGAGGCUUCCGGCCAUAUUUGCAGAACCCGCAUCGUCCUCCCGCAAUCAUUGUCGCCGUCUGGUCUCGCUCCCGAGCCAAGUCUAGCCUGGGCGUGGACCUCUUGAAGCAGCCGCAUACGCGCUCGACUGGGGAGAGUUACGGUGCUGCAGGGUUUGGUAGUUGGUGGCCAAUACCAACGACGUCGUGCGAUUUCAUUCUCGAACUCGAUUCGGAACGACGACAAACUUGAAAGGUUAGGCUCUGGCUCAGGAUUAGCUUGUCGCCGGCGCGCGAGAAAUAUUACUGAGAGCGCAGGAGGCGCGGAGGCCAAAAGAACUUGCCAGAAUCUGCGGCGCAACCAACUUCAUCCGGCUCUUGAACACGAAGCUUCAAUCAAGUCUUGCCGUUAACAAGGAAAAAAAAGUGAGACCCCACCUCCGAGAUCGCCACCACCCGGAUUUUCAGGCAGUCCAAAACCUUCUCGACGUUACCCGCGAUAUAUUGGGCACGUGGUAAACCUGCCGCAAUCUCGGUCCAGUCACACCAUACGCGCAUAAUCAUCUAUCGAGUGCCUGGCCGAUCCCGAGCUCUACUUAGGGUAAAGUCGGACCAUAGACUUGAAUUGCACCAUCACAAGCACCUGGAAGCCCGCGCGAUUUUCUGCUGUGUCGACUGGCAAAAGACACCAUACGUCCCUGCGGAGACAGGCACAACAAACACUGCGCGGAUCAUAUCCUUGGCUGUUGGAGAACUGCUGCAUGCGCUUUGCCUCGAACCACCAAUUCAAAGAAGAAUCUAGCAGAAAGAGGAUACGACCGCACAGGUAAUACUGCGCGAUACUUGUGCGCAGCCUUUUGUACUUGUACUUGUACCCUUUGGCUUUGUCACCAGAUUAUCAGUCUUGUUCAUUCCCGUUCCGACGUAACCCCCGCGAAGAUCUACCCUCCGAGGCACAUAAGUCGUUGGGUGACCCAGAAACUUUAAAGACUCUUUAAGCGACUUGACCUGUUUUUGGCACUAUAUCGCACGAGCUACGUCUUCUAUUUGUACUAGUACAGCCAUACAGCCAUUUAUACCAACAAGCGAGAAGCCGAGACUGUCAGAAAGGAUAUUGUAUCGAUAACUCUCGCAACUGCUCCAGAGCAGUGUCACUCAGCGCCUAGACAUACACGAACAUUACGCCCGACUCUGGACUGGGAUGCGAUAAUAUACGUCAGAGUCUCGGGUUUUCUUUCUCGGGAAAGAGGAUAACAAGCAAAGACAAACAACCCGUACCGCGACUACUCCAUCCUCUACACUGGCUCUCAUGUCACUUCCGAGCAUUGGGUCCGUAGGAUCGGACAGGAUGGCAGCGUACAUGCACGGACAACAAGUUUAUACAGGCCAGUUUGGCGACCCAAACUUGACACCACCGCAGGCAGAAACACAGAUGUCGGCCCAAGCAUCUGCACAAGCAGUGGGGCAAGAACCGGAGCCCGAUUAUAAACUUGUAAUACGUCAGGAGCCCCAAAGAGCUCGGGUUGCACAAGGGAAGGAGAAGGGAACGGACCGGAAGCCGAUUGACCCCCCGCCCAUUGUCCAGCUGAUCAGGACAGCUCGGAGUGAUCCCGCUCAAAUAUAUCUCCAAAGCCCUUAUUAUUUUAUGGCGUGCACCUUAAUCAAAGGGAGCGAUGACGACCCCGAUCCGAACCCGAACUCGAUGCUAGGCACCUUAGUUUCCUCCCUUCACAAGCUGCGAGACCUCAAUAAUGAAGACGGCGGCUUCUUCAUCUUCGGCGACCUCUCGAUCAAAAUUGAAGGAGUGUUUCGUUUACAGUUUACUCUGUUUCAGAUGAAGGACUCGACGUGCGUUUUUUUGGACUCGGCUACGUCACAGCCCUUUACGGUUUACCCCCAAAAGAACUUUGAGGGUAUGGCCGAGUCGACCUUCCUCACGAGGUCGUUUAGUGAUCAAGGCGUAAGGUUACGGGUUAGGAAGGACUCGAGAGCAAUGACCACGCGCAAGAGAAACCAUCAACAUGCCGAGGUUGCCAAGAAGCACUCGGAGUGGGAUAGGAAGCAGACGUCGGCUGUAUCCCGGCACAGCAGCAUCAACGAGAACGAUAGCACACCGACAGAUACGCGUGGGCUCGCGUCUUUUGCUGGCGCUGGCAGCAGCGGGUACUAUGACCAGCAUCGCUCGCACUACGGCGAGACUUACGGCCACGACACGUACUACGGCGGGGCGAGGUCGGUCAAGCGUGCAAGACAUGAGGUCAGCCCUGGACAGUAUGCGCUACCUGACCUACCUCAACAAGCAUACGCCACCAGGCAACCCUCCUUUUCCGACUCGGUCGCGUCCAUGACAAUGCCGCCGGUGACUACGGCAGCACCCUCACUGGCGGGUAUUAACCCCAUGAGCAGCCACCAUGGGUACACCGGAUCUGCACAUCCUGGUUUCGCGCCUCAUCGUAUCAACACCCAGGUUGGUGGGUCGCAUCUGGCUCCCCAGCCUCACUCGGCUAUUGGCUCAGUAAACCAGGGGUACCAAUCUCCCAGCACGCACCACCAGCCCCAUCCACAUACGGCUCACCCAGCUGGCGGACAGGCCUACCCAUCGCCUUCUCCUCGCCAGUCGCCGGGCACCGCGCCGAAUUAUCACUACGGCUCGCACCACUCGCAACAGACGCCGGUUUCACUUGGACUCGAGACGUAUACGUCGGCUGGGGUUGUCGGGAUGCCGGGUCCGGGCCAACUGGUUGGAACUUCGGCUCCCAGCCCACAUCUUGGACAGGGCUACCGACAUGGCAUGAUUAAUGAGCCUGGGGCUUGAGUCGGCUCGUUCAAUGAGAGAGCCCGGUUUCGAUUCUUGAAUACCACUUCGGGAUUAUAAACUUUAGUUUGGCAUGGCACUCUCUGUCAAGUGGGGAAAUCACCUACUCGGCAGAGGUGUUGAAGCGCAUUUGUGGACCUGUGGAGUUUUUGGGGAGGGGCGGCUGCUUUAUCUGUUUAUUUUGUCCUUCACUUCAUCGGCUCCCGUCGAACGUAGAGGUUGCUGAUCCUGGUUCAAUACCUUGGGUACUGCUCUCGUUUGACUCGAAGCUUUAUUUUUGGUAUACAUUUUAAGGCAUCUAGCACACAUAUGGGGAGGAGGUCAUGGGCUUGUCGUCAUUGAUGUUCUGCAAAAUACCCCCUUUUUUGUCACUUGUUGGACAAUUCUUUAGAGACGUUUCUUUUCUCACAUUUCUUUUCUUAUACAUAGUUUUUUUC